Lytechinus pictus (painted urchin) is the source of this 1529-nucleotide messenger RNA. RefSeq names its product proton-coupled zinc antiporter SLC30A1-like. Gene Ontology annotation, molecular function: zinc ion transmembrane transporter activity. The record is from RefSeq and is a predicted model, not a curated record. Gene Ontology annotation, cellular component: membrane. The coding region runs from base 43 to 1284 and encodes 413 amino acids. Lineage: Eukaryota; Metazoa; Echinodermata; Echinoidea; Temnopleuroida; Toxopneustidae. Gene Ontology annotation, biological process: detoxification of zinc ion; zinc ion transmembrane transport; intracellular zinc ion homeostasis. The transcript is spliced from 7 exons.
UCUAAGCAGCAAUUUGUCAAGCUUGAAAACAACAACGAAGAGAUGACUUCGCCCAAGAAGUCUGUGCUUUCAACGAAGAGCUGCCGUCUGAUCACGAUGAUGCUGCUGACUGCAAGCUUCUUUUUUGUGGAGCUUAGUGUAGGAUACAUCACACAUUCCCUAGCAUUGGUAGCUGAUUCCUUUCAUAUGCUGUCUGAUAUCAUAGCUCUUAUUGUCGGCUUUGUAGCAGUCAGGUAUGCCAAGCGUGAUACUCCAAAGAAUACGUAUGGGUGGCAAAGAGCUGAGGUGGUUGGUGCUCUUGUCAACGCAGUCUUUCUCUUUGCCCUGUGCUUUACUAUCUUAGUGGAUGCCGUUGAACGUCUUGUUAUGGGAGAUAAAAUCACAGACCCUCUCUUGGUUUUGAUUGUUGGUGGCGUCGGUCUUGCAGUCAACCUUUUAGGAAUAUUGUUGUUUAGCUCACAUGGUAUGGGACAUGGUCACAGUCAUGGUGGUGGAAGUAGCCAUGGUCACAGCCAGGGACAAGGUUAUGAAUCAGUGAAAGAACCUGAUGAGAAGGAAGCCUUAGCCAAUGGAACCAAGGUACAGGAUGGGACCCAUGAUGUAGAAGCUGGUAUAGAAGUCAAUCAUAAACCUCAGAGGAAGCAGAGUAAACAUGACGCUUCCACGUCACAGCUAAACAUGAGAGGUGUUUUUCUUCAUGUCCUUGGUGAUGCCUUAGGUUCGGUGGUGGUCAUAAUUAGCGCCCUCGUUGUUAUGUUCACUGAUGGCGAUUGGAUCUUUUGCAUAGAUCCUGUACUCAGCAUUCUUAUUGUUAUUAUAAUCAGCACAACAACGUGGCCAUUAUUUAAACAAUCCAGUAUGAUAUUGCUACAGUCAAUACCUACUGGUAUCGAUAUGGAUGAUAUUGACAAGAAGUUGAGAGAAGAGUGUAGCUAUAUUGACAACAUUCAUGAGUUCCACGUAUGGCAGUUAACGGGUUCUAAACUCAUUGCUACACUUCACAUCAGUGUGUCAUCAUUAGAGGAAUACGGUGGUGUUAUUGAACAAGCCACAAGAAUACUCCACCAAGAAGGGAUACAUUCAACAACCAUUCAACCAGAGUUUAUUUGUAUGAAAGAGAGUUCCACAGAAAGCUGUGGAAUACCUUGUCCCACCGACGCCUGCUCUGAUACAAAUAAAUGCUGCAGUACCACCACAAAGCGCAUCCCAGGAAAUAGUAAGAGUGUCCCGGCCAUGUCACAGCUGCAGAUGGAAGUCAAUGACCUGGAGGUUUGUAUUGAUUGACCUUUGACCCUUGAACUAUACUCUAUCCACUCCAAUCACCCACCUGGCAGUGUGCAUGAUGCUUGAUUAACAUAUACACUAGGAGAGUGUCACAUGAAACAAAUAGUCUGUCAUUUUCACUGACAAAUUUACUGUCACGUGGGAAGUGACUUUUUUUAAUUAUUUACUUACUGCUGCUUGACACCAAAAAAGAAUACGUGAAACUGAUAAAUACAUUUAUUAAAAAGAUUUAAUCAUAUCUCUUC